This is a messenger RNA of Austrofundulus limnaeus, 627 nucleotides long. Its product is annotated as biogenesis of lysosome-related organelles complex 1 subunit 2. The record is from RefSeq and is a predicted model, not a curated record. Gene Ontology annotation, molecular function: gamma-tubulin binding. Gene Ontology annotation, cellular component: gamma-tubulin complex; BLOC-1 complex; BORC complex. Lineage: Eukaryota; Metazoa; Chordata; Actinopteri; Cyprinodontiformes; Rivulidae. Gene Ontology annotation, biological process: endosomal transport; lysosome localization.
CCACGUGUGAAGAUUACCGUCUGCUGGAGAACAUGAACAAACUGACAAGUCUGAAGUACAUGGAAAUGAAGGACAUCAGUGUUAACAUCAGCUGUAACCUGCAGGAUCUCAACAAUAAGUAUGCUAGUCUGCAGCCGUACCUGGACCAGAUCAACAAAAUAGAAGAGCAAGUCUCAUCACUUGAACAAGCUGCUUACAAACUUGAUGCGUACUCUAAAAAACUGGAGGCCAGGUUUAAAAAACUGGAGAAGCGGUGAGGAAGAGGAGGCAGACCGAAGCUUCAGGGAGGAACUGAGAAACACAGAACCUUAAAGCAGCCCACAGAGCCUGGCAUGUUGGACUCUCUCACAGCUCUGUGGACCUGUGGACCUGUGGACGUUAGCUGGGCUCUGUCAUCAUCAGACUAACCCAACCAACCAAAUGAAGGUGUUUUAAUCCAACAGGUACAGUCUGACUGACGUGUUGAACUCUUCUCCUGUAGAAACAGUAAACAGAAUCAUCUGAACGUUGAGUUUAAAGUCCAGUCAGCCUGAAAUGUACACUUAGAUCAUGUUUGUUACAUACAGUAUGUGUGUGUAUCCUGAAAGACAUUCUACAUGAAUAAAUGAUCUGCUCUGUCCAUCUGAA